CAGAAAAAAAAUUAAAUAAUUGACAGGUUAGUUAUUUGUGUAAGAGUAGUUCCUGUUGUUUAUAAAUAAAUAAUAACAUCAAAAUUAAAAAUGCAACGGGAAGAAAAACAAUUAGACGCAGCAUUAGAAGCGAUGAUUAUGCGCGUCAAUGAUUUGAAAACUUCAAUAGCUUCUAUGUUAUUUAAAUUGGAACACGAAUAUGAAACAUUAAACUGGCCAAGUUUUCUUGAUAAUUUUGCUUUAAUUGCCGGUCAUCUUACAAGUUUAUCAAAGCUCUUGGCUCAUGAUAAAGCUCCAAAUUUUCGGAAUUUGACUGUCCUACCAUUGUUGCUAAGUCCAGAAAAAGAUGAAGAUUUAAUGAGAAUGACUGAAGGUAGAAUUACUACAUUUGCUCAUGACUUAGUUCCCGAUUAUCUGAGAACGAAACCAGAACCACAAGCUGAACAAAAAAUGAUUCAACUGGAGCACAAAGCUGCUAACUUAACUUAUGAUGCUUCACAUAAACAAGUUGCACAGUAUACUAAAGUUAUUACUCAUGUUCAUGAUAUUGCUGAGAAAGCACGCGAUGAAUGGGAAAGUGAAGCUAAUUCUCGAACAACACAAACUCAAACUAGUAGCACAGCUGAUACUCAUGCUCUAGUUGCUGCUGUUGGAAUGGGAAAAGCUCUAAAGAAUGAGACUGUCCAAAUGGUCCAGUCGGGCGUAAACGCUGGACCUUCUAAUAUGAUGGUCGGUCGACCAGGUAGUCAACCUGGUGCUGGUGGUCAAGUUGGACAAAUGGGAAAAGCUCCAAGUACUAUCAAAACAAAUAUCAAAGCUGCCUCACAAAUUCAUCCUUACAAUCGAUAAUAUUAAUAGUAAUUAAAUAUACUUUAUUAAUUUAAAUAUAUAUGUUAGACUGUGCCAAAAAACCGACUAUUUUUUUUUUUAU
Molecule: messenger RNA, 931 nt
Organism: Microplitis demolitor
Lineage: Eukaryota; Metazoa; Arthropoda; Insecta; Hymenoptera; Braconidae
Gene: MED8
Product: mediator of RNA polymerase II transcription subunit 8
Exons: 5
Coding region: 91-849 (252 amino acids)
Biological process (GO): regulation of transcription by RNA polymerase II
Cellular component (GO): mediator complex; core mediator complex
Molecular function (GO): transcription coregulator activity; RNA polymerase II cis-regulatory region sequence-specific DNA binding
Source: RefSeq, a predicted model, not a curated record